Messenger RNA from Triticum dicoccoides, 1516 nucleotides. Its product is annotated as transcription factor TFIIIB component B''-like. The record is from RefSeq and is a predicted model, not a curated record. Gene Ontology annotation, molecular function: TFIIIC-class transcription factor complex binding. Lineage: Eukaryota; Viridiplantae; Streptophyta; Magnoliopsida; Poales; Poaceae. The coding region runs from base 385 to 1185 and encodes 266 amino acids. Gene Ontology annotation, cellular component: transcription factor TFIIIB complex. The transcript is spliced from 8 exons. Gene Ontology annotation, biological process: RNA polymerase III preinitiation complex assembly.
GUCUCUGCUCCAGACGACGCCGUAGCCACCACUUUCUCUUCCGCUCGCCGCCGCUCCCCUCCGCGCGCCGCCGGUACGACCGCCCCUGCGGCGCCCCACCUCCCCUGUCGCGUCGCGUUCAUCUCUCCUCGCCCGCCUAGGUUAUUCCUCGGUCGAGCGGCCCCACCCCCACGUCGCUCCAUCAACUGCUUCCCUCUCCCAUCUGCUGGUUUCCCGGCAUGCCUUAGCGCCACUCACUGGCCGCCGCCAUCACUGCGGCGUCACGGGUGCAGAUUUGGUUGCAAUCUACCCAUGCUUUCUGAUAUUUGAUCUGAACAGAACUGCCUGAGGAGAACCAGCAGAAAAAUAAAAAGUGAAGUAUCGUCACGUGGUCGUAAGAGAGACAUGAAAGAUACAUUGGCAGAACAGCCUGAGAAGAAGCUUAGUCACAGAAUUCGUCCAAAAAGAGCAAAAGUUUCGGAAGUCAAAACUUUACUGGAAAAACCUGAUCAUGAGAUAGAUCGCAUGAAGCUAAGUGUGAUGCAUCUCAGGUUGUUACAUGACGCCAGAGAGCGUAUUAAGAGUAAGACAAUUCCGUCAGGACCAUCAUCCUCUAAUCAAAGCACCUCCCAGUUUGGAGAUACCAACAGUUUUGAUCAUUUUGAAGAGAACUAUGACAAUGACAGAAGAGAGAACCACGUGCUAGAAAAUGCAACCAAACUGAAUUACCAUUCCUACAUGAACAAACAAGCACGGGCCAAAUGGUCAAAAUCUGACACUGACUUAUUUUACCAGGCUCUUCAACAAUUUGGUAGUGAUUUUGCAAUGAUACAGCAGCUAUUCCCUGAUAAGUCCCGUGAUCAGGUGCGGCAGAAGUUUAAAACCGAGGAGAAAAAACAUCCAAUGCAAGUCCACGAUGCUAUACUUCAUCGCUCAAGAGAUAAUUUGUAUUUAAAACAAGUAAUCAAACAGCUCAACAUUGAAGAUCUGCAGAGGGACAUCAACAGUACACAUAAACAAGAGGUUGCAUCAAUUGAAGGAGACACUGGAAAUGAGCAUGUGUUGCAGGACUUCAUGGAGGAAGAGAAUGAUUCAAAUUGGUCAGAUAAAGAGCUGGGCAUGCGCCAAUCUGAGGUCAGAGAGGGGGAGCAUGUUUCUGGGAAUGCUGAUGAUGACCUGGAUCUGGAUGUUUUUGAUUGGUACUAGGACGAUAAUCAUGAUGAAAAUCAGGCAAAAACGAUACGGGGUCUCGUUAUUCUGCCAAUGUGCUAAGGACAUGUCCUGUCUCAGAUAUGUUUGCUCACGGGAUUACCAAGUUACGGAUGCAAAUAGUACAGUUGUUAGCCCGAAUAGAAGCUUAUUUUGCUUUUGCCUUUACAAUGUACUGAACAGAGUGUCGGGGUAGCAUAGCAACACCAUAUUCGCUCUGUAAUAGCCACAGAAACAGGCUGCCAACCAUAUUUUGCAGUCUGAAGGUGCUAAAUUUGGAAUCUGUUGGUAGCAUAUCAGCCAUCAAAUAUGCAAGGUUUUUGCCAAA